Molecule: messenger RNA, 2718 nt
Organism: Peronospora belbahrii
Lineage: Eukaryota; Oomycota; Peronosporomycetes; Peronosporales; Peronosporaceae
Source: the annotation of a GenBank genome assembly
AUGGCGAUACAACGCGUGCUGUUGCUGCCUCUAUUAGCACUCUUUAGUGUCAUUCUGACACUAAUCUUUCUUGUAGAUAUUAUCACUACAAAAAACUAUCAAUCGGCAUGUGAAAUGACAUGGUCAUGGCCCGUAUACACGCCCGUGACGUGGCGUUCAGUGCCUGGACAUUCAAAAUACCAGUUUUACCGUGUAGAUAUGAAAGCCCCACGUGAUUCUCUAUCUGGUGUCCCUGUUCUAUUCCUUCCUGGUCAUAUGGGAAGUUACAAGCAAGCACGUUCAUUAUCUCGUCAUUUCUAUGACAUUGAUGAGCAUCUUUUUGAUUUCUUUGCUCUUGAUUUCAAUGAAGAACCGACGGGACUUUGUGGCAAUUACAUUACUGAUCAAGCUGUAUAUCUGAAUACUAUUGUCCGAGUUCUUCUUCGUGAAUACAAGAGACAGAAGAAACGAAACAAGCAGCAGCUUGUGAUUCCUGACAGUGUCAUUAUUGUAGCCCAUUCCAUGGGUGGCAUUGUCGCACGUACGGCGGAAUUGCUGCCAAAUUACAAGAAACAUUCCAUUCAACAUGUUGUGGCAUUAGGUGUGCCUUAUGAUCGACCAUCUUUUCCAUUUGAUCCAGAAAUGAAUGCUGUGUAUGAUAGAAUCCAAUCAAAGAGAGACAAACAAGACGACGAUGUGGUCUAUGUGUCCAUUGCAGGGGGACAUAAGGAUACAUUGGUACAAACGUCAUGGACUAGCGUGGACACUGUAACAGAACCUUCACGUGCCUUUGCGAUGCUGACAUCAGCAAUUCCAGCGGUAAAGACGCCAGUGGAUCAUUUCUGCUUGUUAUGGUGUCAUCAGUUGCUCAAGGUUAUAGCACAGAGUUUGUACAAAGUAGUAGAUCUUGAGACAAAGGAGCUGGUACAUAGUCCAAGUGCGCGACUUGCAAUUGCAAGAGAGACGUUGUUUGAUGGAGAGAAUGCAGAAGAUGGUGUGAAGAUUGAGACCGUUGCAAAUAUCUCAUUGCAUCAAAGUUACGUGCAGGAUGGCUACUACCCCGGCGAGUACACAGGAUAUGCGCUAUUACUUCCACAGUUUCUGACCAAACUGCUGCGCACUAGAUUCAUGACGGUGAUUGUGAUAAUGUAUGCUUUGACGUUGCAGAUUUUCUACGCGCAAGUUGCACAGUGGCAGACCCGCUUCAACUUGCAGUCGAUAUCAUCUCGCCAAGAUUUUAGCCAAGAGAACUUUCCAGCAUUUACGUCGAUGCUUCACCCUGUAGCACACGCUCCUACCUUUGUCAAGCAUGGUUUGACAUUUCUCUCAAACAGAAGAUCCACUGUCGGCUCGAGCAAGACAACAGCAGCCGUUGCUGUACUCACUCUCGCUAUAGCGGCUGGGGCAAGUUACUUUGGCUAUGCCAAGUUGAUGUUUGAUGAACAGCUGACGAUAAGUCUGGUUGCUGCUGCAUCGAUAUUUGCUGAGUUCAUGAUUCUCUACGCAUAUGCGCUAGGCUUGUUAUACGCGGUCGCAAAAAUCUUUUCGUUGUUACAGCGUUUUAUUCUAACACCAGUUGUGUCGACCCUAAACCGCGUGACUACUCGACUCAAGCUUCGCAGUUGGAUACUUGUUAUUAUGAUCCACGGGACUGCGCAGCUUAUUGGACAAACUGCGAGCUCGUCGUCUGUGAAGGUGUCCAGAAUAUUGGCUCUGCUGGUACUCGUAUCAUUCUUGGUUUUUGUUUUGUAUAUGCUGGCCCUCGGUGGUAAUACUGACGGAACCUUGGACCAGCAACGUAUGAAACGUUCGUUGUUUGCCGUGUUGUUGCUGUCCAUAUUCCCAUGGGUCGGAAAGGUGGCGUACUUUGCUGGAAUUGUGCGAUUACCGCCGCCAGGUAUCUCAAAUAAUCUGCUGAUCGAAGGUGGAUCCUAUAUUGUAAUUUUGAACGUGUUCACGCUCCUUGUCAGUCUAUCGCUUGACUGUAUGAUUCCACUGCCCCCGACGGCAUUUUUUGGGGCUUCAUCAGGACAAGAUGCUGCAACUGUGUACGGAAAAUCCUCGAGUAAUUCAGCCAAUACCAUUAAGAUCACGGCUGAAAAUUGUCCGAAGUGUGUUUUUGAGGAUGGCGGUCCCGGGGCUGUUCUUGUAGAAUUUAGUGACCAAACAACGCGUCGCGUUAUGGCGGGCAAAAGUGGUGAAGUGGUGUACGUGGGCUUAACAUUCCGUGUUGUUUCGUGCGAUUGCGUGUACCGAUUCAAGAACUCACGGGACUUUUGUGACUUUUGUAUCCGAUCGUGCCGGUUGUGCGGAGGUGGAAAUGGAAAUUUCCAGGAGGCUGCCAAGUACAAAGACUUCCUGGAAGCGAGCAAGGCAGACUUGACAAUGCAUGCUCUUGUGCCAAUGAUUUUUCAGAUUUGUGCUGCUGUUCAGGCCACUUAUGGCUUGUCCCGCGCUCAUUUAUCUUUCUAUCUCACGCUUGCCUGUAUUGUAGCGCUAGUGGUUUAUCACACCAUGCUUCGCCACCCAAUCGAGGCUCGGCGCAUCAAGAAUAAACAGCGCAAAAAGUCGGCAAAGAAGCAAAAGCCGUCAAGCAAGACCAAGAUCAAGUCGACCACGGCGAGUUGUGACGCAUCGGCGACAGCCAGAACCGCGACAACCGACGCGGCCACGUCUCGCAACAAAAAGAAAAAGAAACGCAAAGCGGGUACUUCGUUUGCUUCCUCUGCAAUACAUUAA